Messenger RNA from Daphnia carinata, 1571 nucleotides. RefSeq lists its product as uncharacterized. The record is from RefSeq and is a predicted model, not a curated record. The transcript is spliced from 4 exons. The coding region runs from base 331 to 1533 and encodes 400 amino acids. Lineage: Eukaryota; Metazoa; Arthropoda; Branchiopoda; Diplostraca; Daphniidae.
UCAUGUGAACGUGGAUACAUUUUUCGUACGUUCAAGAAAAAAGUGUAGUGCUUUAAGACUCGUUUAUUUCAAGACAUUCACGUCGUUUCCGUUGAAAAAAUUUCAUUUGCUGCAUGCGAGAAACAUGUUUUUUCAUGUUUAAUUGGUACUGUUUGCCCUGUCGACCAUAAUUGCUCGACGGGGUUGCUUUCAGAAUCUGUUAGAAGACGGUGCAGUAUCAGGAAAACAACGAAACGAUGGGAACUUAACACGAGUUUUCUUUCAAACGGAAGGAAACAAGUUUUUUGUGUCGUCUCUUCCAAUCGAGGCUAACUUUAAAGUGAACUUGCUAUGGCAUUGGACGCGUUCAAAGGUGUCUUCCGUGAGGAUUCUUGGGCUACGCCAUUACUAGCCAUGUCCGUCAUCACUCUGUGCUCGCUUUUAUUGUACACAGUCAUCUGCUUUUGUUUUUGGAUCAAACCGUCUUCGUCAAGGAAAUCAUCCCUCCUACCAUGGUUGCAAAUCCCAUUUCUAUUCGGUUUGAUUUUUUUGGCUUCAAUAUCAAUCGUGGCUGCUGUUCCAUUGAACGAUGGAUCGUGCCGGAUGCUUUUCAUCGGACCCGGAGUCGCUUACGCUCUAUUGGCUGCAGGAUUGCUGUCCAGGAUCAUCCAGCACACAAUGCGAGCCCACAUCUUCCUUCAAUGGUUGUUAAUCUUCUUCGUUGUGUUGAAUCAACUCGUAAUCAGCAUAGCCUACGUCCUACGCAGCGCUCGAAAGAUCUGCGUGCUGACCAUUCACGACCAGUUAUUGAUGAUGCUGUAUCCAGCUUUACUAAUUGGCGUCGUCUUAUUGCUGGUCUAUCGGACAGCUCGACGAACUCGAUCGCAAUGGAAGUCACGAGAAGCAAUUCAUGUUGGAUUAGCGGCUACGUUCAGUGGAGCGUUCGCUGGAUGUUGGUUGGGGGCGGCGUGCGUCCUUGGUGACGCUCUUCUUUCUUCUUGCAUCGGUUUCGGUUGCCUAGUAACGUGCGUGAUCGUUUCUCUAAUCGCUUUAAUCCCGAGGCAAGAUCGGACAGAUUCCAACGACGAUAGUAUCUACUCGCAAAAAGAAGAAGUUAUCUAUCAUGAGGAACGUGAUCCGAAAGAUAUGCAUAAAAUUAUGGACUACAAAAGCAGAAGCUCUGAGAAACUCAACAUGAGCGAUCCAGAAAUUAUUAUAGUGCCUAUUACCACUGAUGGGCAAACAAUCCCCGAUAUAGCUUUACAGGCCAUAAACAAAGCUCGCAACAGUCAGUAUCACCUGAACUACGGCGGUAAGAGGAGGUCACGUGAAUACGUAGACGGUAGUCGGCAUCAUCAUCACCACCAUCAUGGAGGGCAUCAGCGAUCGCCACAUCGUUGGCAUAAUAAACUUCGCACAGACAUGAGCAUAGGCCACAGGACUAACAAGACCUUUAGGUCACGAAAAGAGAUAACCGGUCGUGGCACAACUAGGAAUAAUCCCGCCGACAAAAUUCAUCGAACACCUUACAAUCAUCGAGGCUGGCUUUACUGACGAUUUAAAAAGAAAAAUUAAGAAAUUAUUCAAGAAAC